AUGUUGAGCGGAAUCCUCCUUUUCAAUCAAAAAGGCGAGAACCUCAUCUUCAGAGCGUUCCGUCCCGAUUGCCGCCCUCGCCUGGCAGACAUCUUCCGCAUCCAAGUCAUCUCCAAUGCUCAGGUUCGGUCGCCUAUCCUCACCUUGGGCUCUACCACUUUCAGCCAUGUCAAACACGAAAACAUCUAUCUCGUGGCAGUCACAAAGAGCAAUGCCAAUGCCGCUGUUGUUUUCGAGUUCGUCUACAAAUUCAUCGCGCUGGGAAAGCAAUACUUUGGUAAAUUCGAUGAAGAAGCGGUCAAGAAUAAUUUCGUCCUCAUAUACGAGCUCCUUGAUGAAAUCCUCGACUUUGGCUACCCUCAAAACACCGAUAUAGAUGUCCUCAAAAUGUACAUUACCCCAGACAACAUCUCUUCUGCCAUUCGAUCGGUCUCCGCACCUCCGAGCGACACUUCCAAGAUCACGAUGCAAGCCACGGGCGCUCAGUCAUGGAGAAGAGGAGACAUCAAAUACCGCAAGAACGAAGCAUUUGUGGAUGUUAUUGAGGACGUGAACCUGCUCAUGAGUGCCACAGGAACCGUCCUUCGUGCGGAUGUCACUGGACAGAUUGUUAUGAGAGCAUAUCUCAGUGGAACACCAGAGUGCAAGUUUGGUCUUAACGAUCAGUUGGUGGUGGGUCAGAUUGCGCAUGGAUUAGACGGUCCCAUCGGGAACCAAGAAGGGAACCGCAAGGCUACACGGGCAGCAGCAGGCUCUGUCACGCUGGAAGAUUGUCAAUUCCAUCAGUGUGUGCAACUCGGCAAGUUUGAGACCGACCGGACCAUAUCCUUUGUCCCGCCAGAUGGAGAGUUCGAGCUGAUGCGCUACCGGGCUGUCGAGAACGUCAAUUUGCCAUUUAAGGUCCACGCAAUUGUCCGCGAGGUCGGCACCACAAAGGUAGAAUACAGCAUUGCCGUCAAAGCCAAUUAUGGGAGCAAACUGUUCGCGACCAAUGUGGUGGUAAGGAUUCCUACCCCACUCAACACUGCCAGCAUCACAGAACGGACCACCCAAGGGAAGGCCAAGUACGAACCAGAAAACAACUGCAUCGUGUGGAAGAUUGCUCGAUUUGUCGGCGGCAGCGAAUUUGUGCUCAGUUCCGAAGCCCAUCUCACGAGCAUGACGAACCAAAAGGCAUGGUCGCGACCUCCAUUGAGCAUGACCUUUUCCCUGCUCAUGUUUACGAGCUCCGGGUUGCUGGUGCGGUACUUGAAGGUCUUUGAGAAGAACAACUACAGCAGCGUCAAAUGGGUCCGCUACAUGACGAAAGCCGGCAGCUAUGAAAUCCGAUUUUGA
Messenger RNA from Fonsecaea multimorphosa CBS 102226, 1335 nucleotides. RefSeq lists its product as uncharacterized. Gene Ontology annotation, molecular function: clathrin-cargo adaptor activity. Gene Ontology annotation, cellular component: cytoplasmic vesicle; AP-2 adaptor complex. NCBI's taxonomy places the organism in Eukaryota, Fungi, Ascomycota, Eurotiomycetes, Chaetothyriales, Herpotrichiellaceae. The coding region runs from base 1 to 1335 and encodes 444 amino acids. Gene Ontology annotation, biological process: clathrin-dependent endocytosis; intracellular protein transport. The record is from RefSeq and is a predicted model, not a curated record. The transcript has 2 exons.